Molecule: messenger RNA, 1677 nt
Organism: Thermothelomyces thermophilus ATCC 42464
Lineage: Eukaryota; Fungi; Ascomycota; Sordariomycetes; Sordariales; Chaetomiaceae
Exons: 2
Coding region: 157-1359 (400 amino acids)
Molecular function (GO): 6-phosphogluconolactonase activity; protein binding
Source: RefSeq, a predicted model, not a curated record
CGCUCCUGCCUGUAUAUAAUAACUGCGGUCCUUCAAGGAACCGGGAGCCACGGGAAGGAUUUCUCGAAAUACUGUGUAAGUGAGGGGCUGAGACCUGCGAAACCUCGGUUCGGCGGUAACGGAGUGAGUAAUUAGAUCAAAACAUCAUAGAACAACAUGUCGCCAGUCACCCAACUGUUAGCCGCCGCGGCACUGGCGCUGGCGCCGGGCGCGCUGGGCGCCCAUCUGAUCGCGUCUCACUUCUCGGGCACCGUCUACAGCCUGUCCUUCACCAGCUCAUCCAACUCGACGGGCACGCUGUCCGUCACGUCCGAGACGGACGGGUGCGGCGCCACGCCCGCCUGGCUGCAGCUGUACUCCGACACGGGCAAGGUGUACUGCUUUGACGAGUCGUGGCUGGGCUCCGGCUCGAGCGCCGAGUACGAGAUCGCCGACGACGGCAGCCUCACGCUGACCGGGACUCUGCAGACCACCGGAAACAGCGUCCACGGCGCGCUGUACGGUGGCGCCGACGGCAAGGGCUUCGUGGCCACGGUCGAGUACACCCCCUCGACGCUGACGACGUACAAGAUGCCCUUUGGGGGGGGCCAGCGACUGGCGCUGGAAAAGUUCACCAUGGAAGGGCAAGGGCCGAACCCGCGGCAGGACGUUCCGCACCCGCACGAGGCGCAGGUCGACCCGACGGGCAACUACAUGGUCGUGCCGGACUUGGGCGCCGACCUCCUACGCGUGUUCCGGAUCAACGCCGAGACGGGCGAGCUGACGGCCUGCUCCGAGGGCCAGGCCGGCCCGGGCGACGGGCCGCGCCACAUUGUGUUCUGGAAGAAUGCCGAGGGCCUGCAGAAGGCCUACGUCGUCAACGAGCUCGGCAACUCGGUCUCGGCCUGGGACGUCGAGUACCCGGAGGACGACGACGACGACGAGGCGGCCGCAGGAGGCUGCCUCGCGCUCAACAAGACGCAGACGCUGUCGACCUACGAGCCCGGCACGAGCGGGGGGCCGACGACCAAGGCGGCCGAGAUCCGCGUCGUCGGCAACUUCCUGUACGCGAGCAACCGGGCGGACGAGACAUUCGGCCCCGGGCAGGACUCGAUCGCCACCUACACCAUCGACGAGCAGACGGGCGAGCUCGCCUGGCUCGGGGCCGCCAACUCGUACUCGUACUACCCGCGCACCUUCGAGUUCAACCGCGACGGCACCCUGGUCGCCGUCGGCGGCCAGACCUCGUCCAACGUCGCCAUCAUCGCCCGCGACCCGGACACCGGCAAGUUGGGCAACCUGGUCGCCAACCUCGAGGUCGGCCGGAAGGGCCGCGCCGGCCAGGAGGACGGCCUGAGCGCAGUCGUCUGGGUGCAGUAAAGGGGGCAAAGGGGGCAAAGGGGGAAUUACCUCUUUCGGUUAUUAUCCUCAAGGGCUACGAAGACGUCAUCCUCGACCCGGCCGACCCCGUCUCCCCCAUCAUCGAUGAUGACACUGCUAGGUUGAACACAAGUUGAAUUGAGACCUCUAUGUAUAUAUUGUCUGUGUAUGUAUGUGUAAGCCAUUAAUUAUUACCAGGUUUGGUUGGCAUAAUUAAUUAGUAGUCCCUCCCAAAUUCCACCCGUCAUAUUCUUGAUCACAACACCGGACUCCCGCCUUUCUCUGGCCCUAGGAGACAAAACAGAGCAACUUCCCAAA